AUGAUUUAUUUGAAGUCUUUAUUGAAGGUUAUCGACAAUUCCGGUGCUCAAAUUGCUGAAUGUAUCAAAGUUCUUGGGAAAGGUUCUCCAAAAUCUCCAGGUAGAAUCGGUGAUAAGAUCGUAUGUGUUGUCAAAAAGGCUAAGCCUUUGACGCAAAAUAUUACUGGUCAAUCCAACAAUAACAGAGUGAAAAAGGGUGACAUUGUCCACGCUGUUGUAGUGCGUACGAAGCAAAGAAAUAUGGUUCGUCCCGAUGGAUCGACGAUUGCAUUUGGGGAUAACGCAUGUGUUCUGAUCAACAAGAACAAUGGGGAGCCUCUAGGGUCCAGAAUUAUGGGUAAUGAUGGUGUUGUUGGAAGGGAACUUAGAGAUAAGGGCUACAACAAGAUAUGUGCAUUGGCAAGUAAGGUUUUGUAA
Messenger RNA from Kluyveromyces marxianus DMKU3-1042, 417 nucleotides. It is a transcript of the gene MRPL38, whose product is annotated as mitochondrial 54S ribosomal protein uL14m. The record is from RefSeq and is a predicted model, not a curated record. Bases 1 to 417 code for a protein of 138 amino acids. Gene Ontology annotation, cellular component: mitochondrial large ribosomal subunit; ribosome. NCBI's taxonomy places the organism in Eukaryota, Fungi, Ascomycota, Saccharomycetes, Saccharomycetales, Saccharomycetaceae. The transcript has a single exon. Gene Ontology annotation, molecular function: large ribosomal subunit rRNA binding; structural constituent of ribosome. Gene Ontology annotation, biological process: translation.